AUGCCACCAGCAUCCAUUGUCGGUCGACCCCGUCACCAUGGUAUCAUGAUCGGUAUGGGUCAAAAAGACUCCUAUGUCGGUGAUGAGGCCCAAUCCAAGCGUGGUAUCUUGACGCUGAGAUACCCCAUUGAACACGGUGUUGUGACAAACUGGGACGACAUGGAAAAGAUCUGGCAUCACACGUUCUACAACGAACUUCGUGUCGCACCCGAGGAGCACCCUGUCCUCUUGACCGAAGCCCCCAUCAAUCCCAAGUCCAACCGAGAGAAGAUGACCCAGAUCGUCUUCGAGACCUUCAACGCGCCCGCAUUCUACGUCUCCAUCCAGGCCGUCCUGUCUCUCUAUGCCUCCGGUCGCACAACUGGUAUCGUGUUGGAUUCCGGUGAUGGUGUUACUCACGUCGUUCCCAUCUACGAGGGUUUCGCCCUUCCUCACGCCAUCUCUCGUGUCGAUAUGGCUGGUCGUGACUUGACCGACUACCUCAUGAAGAUCUUGGCUGAACGAGGCUACACCUUCUCCACCACUGCCGAACGAGAAAUCGUCCGAGACAUCAAGGAGAAACUCUGCUACGUCGCUCUUGACUUCGAGCAAGAAAUUCAGACCGCGUCCCAGAGCUCCAGCUUGGAGAAGUCCUACGAACUUCCCGAUGGUCAGGUCAUCACCAUUGGCAACGAACGAUUCCGAGCCCCUGAAGCUCUAUUCCAGCCAUCUGUUCUGGGUCUCGAAUCCGGAGGUAUCCACGUUACUACCUUCAACUCCAUCAUGAAAUGCGACGUUGAUGUCCGUAAAGACCUGUACGGCAACAUUGUCAUGUCUGGUGGUACUACCAUGUACCCCGGUAUCUCCGACCGUAUGCAGAAGGAAAUCACUGCUCUUGCUCCAUCGUCCAUGAAGGUCAAGAUUAUUGCCCCUCCCGAACGUAAAUACUCUGUCUGGAUCGGUGGUUCCAUCUUGGCAUCCCUGUCAACCUUCCAGCAGAUGUGGAUCUCCAAGCAAGAGUACGAUGAGAGCGGUCCUUCGAUUGUCCACCGCAAGUGCUUCUAA
Cladophialophora yegresii CBS 114405 is the source of this 1044-nucleotide messenger RNA. RefSeq names its product actin, gamma. The coding region runs from base 1 to 1044 and encodes 347 amino acids. Lineage: Eukaryota; Fungi; Ascomycota; Eurotiomycetes; Chaetothyriales; Herpotrichiellaceae. The record is from RefSeq and is a predicted model, not a curated record. The transcript is spliced from 2 exons.